This is a messenger RNA of Daucus carota subsp. sativus, 1796 nucleotides long. RefSeq names its product cytokinin hydroxylase. The coding region runs from base 14 to 1678 and encodes 554 amino acids. NCBI's taxonomy places the organism in Eukaryota, Viridiplantae, Streptophyta, Magnoliopsida, Apiales, Apiaceae. Gene Ontology annotation, molecular function: oxidoreductase activity, acting on paired donors, with incorporation or reduction of molecular oxygen; iron ion binding; heme binding. The record is from RefSeq and is a predicted model, not a curated record. The transcript is spliced from 4 exons.
UGGUUUAGUUGAUAUGCAUACAUCACAAGGGAGUUACACAUUGUUCUCCAAGAAAACAAGUCAGUUUGUUAGUGAAACAACAAGCCUACACAGAAGGAUGGGAGUUCAUUGGGUUUUUAGCGAUAUUAGACUAGCCCUGGCUAUGUUACUCUUGUCCGUAGUGCUCAAAAUUGUUUACAGUAUGUGGAUAUUGCCAAACAUAACUUACUUGAAGAUUAAAAGGAAUGGAUUAAGUGGUCCAUCUCCAAGGUUUCCUCUCGGAAACAUUACUGAUAUGGUGGCUCAUUCAAACAAGACCGAUGAUCCUUCUUCGUCAUCUUUCGAUAACAAUAUCAUGAGCCAUCAUAUCCACUCAAAGGUGUUUCCAUACUUUGCUCAGUGGCAACAAUCUCACGGGAAAGUGUUUGUGUACUGGUUGGGGACGGAACCGUUUCUUUAUAUUGCGGAUCCUGAAUUUCUAAAGCAAAUGUCUUCAGCUAUUAAGGGAAAGAGCUGGGGGAAACCAAGUGUUUUCAGAAAUGACAGAAAGCCUAUGUUCGGUACUUAUGGCUUGACUAUGGUUGAAGGUGAUGAUUGGGUCCGUCACCGGAGUGUUCUCACUCCGGCCUUCUCUUUGCCUAACAUAAAGACCUUGCGAAACUUGAUGGUGACCGUGACAAAUGAAAUGCUAGACCGAUGGACCUCUAUUAUUAAAUCCGGUCAGCAAGAAUUGGACAUUGAAUCGGAGAUCUCAAGCACAAUGGGGAUGAUUGUCGCCAAGACAACCUUUGGAAUGAAGUACCAGAAUGGUAAAGAAGUGCUGCAGAAACUAAGGGAAAUGCAUCAAGUUCUGUACACUUCCAACCGUUAUGUUGGAGUCCCAUUCAGCCAAUUUUUGUCUCGUAGGAUGUACCUCAAAGCAAAGAGUCUUGGUGACGAAAUAGAUGCCCAUUUCGUAACAAUUAUAAAUGAUAGAAUAAAACUGAAGCAAAGUGGUCGUCUUGGUAGCACAGCUGAUGAUGAUCUAGAGAAAAACUUGCUAGACCUCAUGUUGGCUGGUCAUGAUAACACCAAGGCACUCACCACUAAAGAGCUGGUUGAUGAAUGCAAAACCUUUUUUGUUGGAGGUCACGAAACAAGUGCAUUAGCUCUAACAUGGACUCUAUUUCUCUUGGCCAUGCACCCGGAGUGGCAAAAUCAGCUCAGAGAAGAGAUCAGAGAAGUUGUAGGAGAUGAACAAGUCGAUGUAGCCAUGCUUGGUGGACUGAAGAAGAUGAAUUGGGUGAUGAGUGAAGCAUUGCGCUUGUACCCCUCAGCACCCAAUGCACAAAGACAAGCCAAAAGCGACAUUCAUGUCGGUGAGGUUGUCAUUGCUAAAGGUACAAACAUCUGGAUAGAUUUAGUUGCAAUGCACCAUGACAGUAGUCUCUGGGGAGACACGGCCAACGAAUUCAGGCCCGAACGGUUUGAAACAGACCUCUAUGGAGGAUGCAAACACAAGAUGGGUUAUGCUCCUUUUGGUUUUGGAGGGAGAAUGUGUAUUGGUAGAAACUUGGCAGUCAUGGAGUACAGGAUUUUGUUAUGUUUAAUCUUGACUAGGUUUUCAUUUUCUCUUUCACCAUGUUAUUCUCAUUCCCCUGCAAUCAUGUUCUCUCUAAGGCCUAGCAAGGGGAUGCUCCUAAUGCUCCAACCUGUUUAGUUUGUAACCAGCUGCAGCUGAUUUAUGUUGUCGAACUUUAUCCAUUCCAGGGCUCAAAAAUAAGGAAAUUUUAUCACAAAAAUAAUGCAGUCCGUUCAUUUUUUUUAAUAAACAAAAU